Messenger RNA from Labrus bergylta (ballan wrasse), 529 nucleotides. Lineage: Eukaryota; Metazoa; Chordata; Actinopteri; Labriformes; Labridae. The record is from RefSeq and is a predicted model, not a curated record.
CUGUUAGAUUUCCUGGAGUGCCAUCCCUGUGCGUUUAUACCGCUGAUCCAGCGUUCCCUCGAAUUUGCCGUCAGCUAUGUAUUCACACCUGCAGGCGAGGGAGUCACCUUCGAACGCUUCAUCGUUCAAUGCAUGAACCUGAUCAAGAUGAUUGUAAAAAACGAUGCCUACAAACCUGCCAAGAACAUCGAGGACAGUAAACCAGAGAGUUUGGAGGCUCACAAGAUCAAGACGGCAUUCUUCACACACCCCACACUGACAGAGAUCGGGCGCCGGCUCGUUUCACACUACUUCCUGCUCACAGAGGAAGAGCUGGCAAUGUGGGAGGAGGACCCUGAGAGCUUUGCUGUUGAAGAAUCAGGAGGUGACUCUUGGAAAUACAGUCUACGGCCUUGCACAGAAGUACUGUUCCUGGAUAUCUUCCACAACUACAGCCAGACACUGACACCAGUCCUGCUGGAUAUGGUUCAGAAUCUCCAGGGGCCAACCAACGUGGAAGAGCCUGUUCAGCUGCUGAUGAAGGAUGCAG